Penicillium nucicola is the source of this 885-nucleotide messenger RNA. RefSeq names its product MAGE domain-containing protein. The transcript has 4 exons. Bases 1 to 885 code for a protein of 294 amino acids. Gene Ontology annotation, cellular component: nucleus. Gene Ontology annotation, biological process: DNA repair. The record is from RefSeq and is a predicted model, not a curated record. NCBI's taxonomy places the organism in Eukaryota, Fungi, Ascomycota, Eurotiomycetes, Eurotiales, Aspergillaceae.
AUGCCACGCAAAAGAGUAAAUCCCGAUUCCACAGCGGGUCUUCCCUCCCCCCGCCGCCAAAGACAAAGCACAUCCCCGACCACCUCAGACAGCGAAGAUGGCGGACCCAGCGCACCCUCCAGCACAGACGCCAUGGUCAAAAAGAUGGUCCGACUAGCAAUGGCGAGCGAAUACUCCAGGCUCCCCAUCCGGCGAACAGACAUCAGCGCGAAAGUCCUCGGCGAGCAAGGCUCCCGACAAUUCAAGCUUGUUUUCGAGCAAGCGCAGAAAGAACUCAGAGCCCGAUUCGGCAUGGAGAUGUCAGAACUACCAGCCCGAGAAAAAGUUACCAUUUCGCAGCGACGGGCUGCUCAGAAAUCCGAAAAGACUUCUAGUACUAAUAAAUCUUGGAUCCUUACUAGCACUUUGCCGCCUGCUUAUCGGACGCCUGCUAUCCUACACCCGCCCAAGGCACCCUCGACUUGGGCGGAGAGUACAUACACCGGUCUAUACAGUUUUAUUAUUGCGGUGAUCACGUUGAAUGGGGGGACGCUUGCAGAGCAGAAGCUGGAUCGGUAUCUGGGGCGUGUGAACGCGGAUAUCGGGACCCCGAUUGAUCAGACGGAGAAAUUGUUACAGCGGCUGUGCAAGGAGGGGGCUGUUUAUGGGAAGGGGGGUGAGGGGGAUGGGGACGAGGGCGAGAUUGAGAGGAUGGAGAGAGAGGACUUUGAGGGGAGGUUGGGGAGGACGCUGGGUGAUCAUGUUGUGCGGGGGGCAACUGGUGAGGAUGCUGAGGGUGCUUCCCAGGGUCAUGGGAAUGGACCUGUUGAGGAGAGAAGUGGAAGGCGGUCUUCCAGACAGGCUCAAGAAGAAGAGGAAGAGGAUGGGUCUGAGGAGAGUGAUUGA